Acanthoscelides obtectus is the source of this 248-nucleotide messenger RNA. Lineage: Eukaryota; Metazoa; Arthropoda; Insecta; Coleoptera; Chrysomelidae. The record is from the annotation of a GenBank genome assembly.
UGACUCUGAAUUGAUGUCUCGAUAGUAUCUGCGAAAUUCGUCUUCCAGCCCUUGCAAAUGAGUUUUUAUGUCAGCUUUUAAAUUUGCGUCCAGUAUGUUAUUUUUAAUUGCUUUGAACAGCCGAGAAAAAGUUCAUAAACGCGAGCCAACAUGUAGACUUUGGACAGCCAGCCCCGUACUUCUGUAUGGAACAGAAGAACUUUGUGAUCAGAAUUGAGAUAAGCGCGCACUUGCGGGGGGGGGGGGGG